AUGAAUACUGUCGAACACGGAGCAGCCUCUAUCGACGCGGACCCAGAAUCCAAUGCGGUUGUUCAUCAACAAUUGGACAACUGGCUGUUGAUGAUCCGAUUCGAGAGAAUGAACAUGAUGAAAGGACCAAAGAUCUCAAUUUCCAUUGGAGACGUGUUAAUUCGAGGCAUCUACAAGCGGGCUGCAAUGGCCGUGUCCAGAACCCUCAAUGAACACUUCACCAUGGCUCCGCACAGUACACAUUUCCACUUCGAGGCCGGAUCAUUGGAAAUCAAAGCCGUUUGCACCUUGUUAAUUAGCUGGCUCCGGGAGACAAGUAAGAUCUUUGAAGCUCACGAAGUGCGCUUUCGCAAGCGAUUCCACACCAACAUUGCCAUUCUCCGGGCUGCGCGCCUCCUCGGGAUGGAGCGCUAUACGAACAUCAUCAUGCAAUCUUACAUCAACUAUGUGCAAACGGAAGUGCCUUAUUACCACGAGAUCGCCUGCGUCGAGGCAAUGCGCACAUCGCAUAAAGAUCCAGUUUGGACAGCGAUGGUCAACCACCUCAGUCACCUUCGAUAUACAGGCCAGAUUCCCGAUCCAAAGACGUUCUCCAAAUUCCAUCGAAAGCAUCCCGAACUUGCCGGUGCUAUGUACUAUACCGACCAGUUCUUCAAGGCCAAGGCUGCGGAGGAUCGCCGCGGCUACCCUUUGAUCAAACACCUGAUCUGCGAUUACGAGACAGGGCAGAAGGUGAUGGUAACGGGAAAGGAAGCUGCGAUGUGGUGGGCUUCGCAGUUGUAG
Messenger RNA from Didymosphaeria variabile, 783 nucleotides. RefSeq lists its product as uncharacterized. The record is from RefSeq and is a predicted model, not a curated record. The coding region runs from base 1 to 783 and encodes 260 amino acids. NCBI's taxonomy places the organism in Eukaryota, Fungi, Ascomycota, Dothideomycetes, Pleosporales, Didymosphaeriaceae. The transcript has 2 exons.